This is a messenger RNA of Sorghum bicolor (sorghum), 1266 nucleotides long. Its product is annotated as mitochondrial amidoxime reducing component 2-like. Gene Ontology annotation, molecular function: catalytic activity; molybdenum ion binding; pyridoxal phosphate binding. The transcript is spliced from 8 exons. Lineage: Eukaryota; Viridiplantae; Streptophyta; Magnoliopsida; Poales; Poaceae. Bases 116 to 1093 code for a protein of 325 amino acids. The record is from RefSeq and is a predicted model, not a curated record.
CAGCGCACGCAGCACAAGGCUGAACGGCUGAAGGCCGCCUCAAGUGUCAGCAGAGCUCAUCUCUUCUGCAACUGCAUUUGUCUGUGGCACUCAGCUGCGCCUGCCGCCCAGCACAAUGGAGAGGGCCGCCUCGUUCCUCUCCUCGCUCCUCGGCGUCGCCGGCGGCGAUUCCGGGGCACCGGCGGCAACGGUGAAGUCCGUCCUCGUGUACCCCAUCAAGUCCUGCAGGGGGAUCUCCGUGGCCCAAGCCCCAAUCACCGCCACGGGGUUCAGGUGGGAUCGCCAGUGGAUGCUCGUCAACUCCAAAGGGAGAGCGUACACGCAGAGGGUGGAGCCCAAGCUUGCUCUGGUUGAGGUCCAGAUGCCGCCGGAGGCCUUUGCCGAGGACUGGCAGCCCACGCCGGACGACCACAUGGUUAUCAGAGCACCUGGAAUGGAACCGUUGAAGAUCCCUCUUUGUGUGGAAUGCGCCACAAUCAAUGAUGUUUCUGUGUGGGAGUGGGCUGGCUCUGCGUAUGAUGAAGGAGCUGAAGCAGCCGAAUGGUUUUCCACUUUUUUGGGGUGCCCAACUCGACUGGUGCGCUUUAACGAAGACUCAGAAACUAGGCUGACUGACCCUAAUUAUGCACGGGGUUACAAAACCAUGUUUUCUGAUGGCUUCCCUUAUCUGAUAGUCUCUCAGGGCUCAUUGGAUGCACUAAAUGAGAUACUCAAAGAGCCUAUACCAAUUAACCGCUUCAGACCAAAUAUUUUAGUGGAGGGGUGCCACCCAUAUGCAGAGGAUAUGUGGAAAUCAGUAAAGAUAAACAAGUUAACAUUUCAAGGCGUGAAGUUAUGUGGCCGUUGCAAGGUGCCUACAAUUAAUCAAGACACUGGAAUACCUAGCCCUGCUGAACCAACUGAAACUUUGCAGACAUAUCGGUCUGGUGAAGUGCUGCUUCCUAGCCACAAAAACAAACGGCAGGUGUACUUUGGGCAAAAUGCGGUCUGCAGUGAAUCCCUGUCACUGAAUAGCAAAGGAAGGAUCGUCAAGGUCGGUGAUCCACUUUAUGUUACACAGUCGUUCUCUUCGUCUGAUGAAGUGCCAGCCUGAGUGACUGAAUCAGGGCCUAUGUAACAGCCACUUGUUCUAUGUGUGUUUUUGAACAUACCACUUGUUCUAUGUUGAGCGUGCAAAAGGCAAAGAACUGGUUUGUUGGGAAGUUGUUGGUAUUAACAGCUGUGCUUACCCAAUAAUACGGACCGUAACCUGUUGUCGUUCGGUAA